AUGCGUGUUUCUCAGGCCCUCGCGGCUUUCAUCUCGGCCUUGAGCCUGGCAAACGCCGCCCCCGCCGAUGACGAGGCCCGUCAACACGCCGAGCACAAGCGCCAGCUCGGAGGCAAUGCCGGUGACUUCGGCAAGGAUGCGACCUUCGACUACGUGAUUGUUGGUGGCGGAACCGCAGGCCUGGUGAUGGCAAACAGACUGAGUGCAAACCCCGGAGUCUCAGUCGCCGUUAUCGAAGCCGGCACGUUCUAUCAAAUCACGAACCCCAUCAUCGGCAACACUCCUGCUGGUGAUACGCUCUUUUCCGGCUCCAGCCCACUUGAUACCAAUCCCCUGGUCGAUUGGAACUUUGUCACCCAGCCACAGGCCGGAGCGAAUAAUCGACGCCUCCACUAUGCUCGUGGAAAGUGCCUUGGUGGAAGCUCGGCUCGUAACUACAUGAUUUACCAGCGCGGUACCAAGCAGUCCUACCAGAAGUGGGCGGACGCCAUUGGUGACGACAGCUACACAUGGGACGCCCUCCUUCCUUACUUCAAGAAGAGUGUGAAGUUCACUCCUCCUGGCCCCUCUCGCGCGGCCAACGCCAGCGCCGAGUACAAUCUCGACGCUUUCUCUCCUGCCGGCGGCCCCCUCAGGGUCUCCUACGCCAACUAUGCUCAACCCUUCAGCAGCUACCUCGAGCCCUCGCUCAACGAGAUCGGUAUUCCCCAGGCCCAGGACUUCAACAGUGGUGAGCUCAUGGGAGCUCAGUAUUGCUCUGAUACCAUCGCCCCCGAGACUGAGAAGCGCGAAUCCAGCCAGACGUCGUUCCUCACCCAUGCGAUUGGCCGCAAGAACCUAAAGGUCUUCCAGCUUACCAUGGCGAAGAAGAUUCUCUUCGACGGCAACAAGCAGGCUACCGGUGUUGUUGUCACUUCCAACCUCGGCAUCACCACAUACACGCUGAAGGCACGUAAGGAGGUCAUUCUUUCCGCCGGUGCCUUCCAGAGCCCGCAGCUUCUCAUGGUUUCCGGAAUUGGUCCACGCGAUCAGCUCCAGAAGUUCAACAUUCCCAUCAUCGCGGAGCGCCCUGGUGUUGGUCAGGGCAUGGAGGACCACGUCUUUUUCGGUCCGACAUGGCGCGUCAAGGUCCAGACUCUGACCCGUCUGGCCAACGAUCUCAUCUACACCGCCGCCCAGUUCGCCUUCCAGUACUCCAUCUUCAAGCAGGGCCCUCUCACCAACCCCGUAUGCGACUUCCUCGGUUGGGAAAAGGCUCCCCGUGACCUCAUCAGCCAGGAGGCCGCCGACGUCCUUGACUCUGAGUUCCCUGCCGAUUGGCCCGAGAUCGAGUACCUCACCGCCCCUGGCUACGUUGGCAACUUCGCCAACCUCCUUCUCACGCAGCCCAAGGACGGCUACCAGUACGCCACCAUUCUCGGCGGUCUUGUUGCUCCCCUUUCUCGCGGAACUGUCACCCUCGCUUCGGCUGACACUAAGGACUUGCCUCUGAUCAACCCCAACUGGUUGACUGACCCUACCGAUGUUUCCGUUGCUCUUGCCGCUUACAAGCGCCUCCGCCAGGCGUUCAACAGCAACGCCAUGCGUCCUGUCCUGGCUGACAACAAGGAGUACUACCCCGGCCCUGCCGUCGAGACUGACGACCAGAUCGUCAACCAGAUUCGCAACGACGUGAUGACCAUCUGGCACGCGUCUUGCACUUGCAGAAUGGGCAAGUCUGACGACCCGAACGCGGUUGUUGAUAAGGACGCCAAGGUCAUUGGAGUCACUGGCUUGAGAGUUGUGGAUGCUAGCAGUUUUGCCCUCCUCCCUCCUGGUCACCCGCAGAGCACAGUCUACGUUCUGGCUGAGAAGAUCUCUGCCCAGAUCCUCGCCGGAAACUAA
Colletotrichum karsti is the source of this 1884-nucleotide messenger RNA. Its product is annotated as GMC oxidoreductase. Lineage: Eukaryota; Fungi; Ascomycota; Sordariomycetes; Glomerellales; Glomerellaceae. Bases 1 to 1884 code for a protein of 627 amino acids. The record is from RefSeq and is a predicted model, not a curated record. The transcript has 2 exons. Gene Ontology annotation, biological process: secondary metabolite biosynthetic process. Gene Ontology annotation, molecular function: oxidoreductase activity, acting on CH-OH group of donors; flavin adenine dinucleotide binding.